UGUAGCGCUUUUAGGAAUGGGUCCGAAACAUAUUUAGUUAGUCAAGACAGUUACGGAGAAGAGUUGAAAACACCUGGUGAUCUCUUGGACAAUCCGCUCCAUAUCUCAUUUAAGUGUCGAAAGAUAAUCUACCUCGAAUCUUGAUUUUUGUUGAGUUUUGUGUUAUUUCUCUGAAGCCUCUCCAGUUGUAAAUCUCAUAUUGUUUUUAUAGAAAUACUUUUAAAUAUCGUAACUAGGUGAUAAGGAAACAUUGCACUAUAAUUUGGAUUGUUUCUAUUCUACUAUUUUGCACUAAAAUAUUGGUGAAGAUGCACACCACGCAGAAGGACACGACCUACACGAAGAUUUUUGUCGGGGGUCUUCCGUAUCACACCACGGAUUCCAGUCUCAGGAAAUAUUUUGAAGUGUUCGGAGAAAUUGAAGAGGCUGUCGUGAUUACCGAUCGACAGACCGGCAAAUCCAGGGGGUAUGGAUUUGUGACGAUGGCUGACCGCUCAGCUGCAGACAGGGCCUGUAAAGAUCCGAACCCCAUCAUCGACGGCAGGAAAGCCAACGUCAACCUGGCGUACCUGGGGGCCAAGCCACGGGUGAUGCAGCCAGGUUUCACCUUUGGUGUUCCACAAAUUCAUCCUGCCUUUAUCCAAAGGCCUUAUGGGAUCCCUGCUCACUAUGUGUACCCUCAGGCCUUCAUGCAGCCAAGCACCAUGGUCAUCCCUCACGGCAUGCAGCCCAGUGCCGCCUCUGCCUCCACCGCCUCCUCCCCGUACAUCGACUACACCGGAGCAGCCUACGCUCAGUACUCCGCCGCCGCGGCUAGCGCUGCUGCCGCCGCAGCCUACGAGCAGUAUCCCUACGCCGCCUCCCCUGCGGCGGCCGGGUACCUAACCGCAGCCGGUUAUGGCUAUGUUCAGCAGCCCCUGGCUACGGCCGCACCGGGUUCAGCCGUCGCUGCAGCCGCAGCCUUCGGUCAGUACCAGCCUCAGCAACUGCAAGCUGACCGCAUGCAAUAGCAGCCACUGCAGCCAUUGGACACAACGGGAUGGGAGGCCCGCGGCCAGCCUCGGCUGAUUGGCUGUGAAGAGAAGAGAACAAUGAAGAGGAAGAGAGAGGGGCCGUGUUGUUAAGUGACAGAGUCGGUAAGAGGGUGAUGAUGAUGAUGAUGGUGAGGUGGUAACUCCAUACAGUAGCUUUCCAACUUGCUGUGUUUAAACCAAAAAAGAAAAACUUUAUAAAUUCACAAAACAAAGUAAGGAAAGUGGAUUUAUCCUUAUGAUUAUUAUUGUUGUUAUUAAUAUAAUUAUUACUAUAAUUAUAAUUGUAGUAGAGUAUUUAUUUCUAGAGGAGAAAUGCAACAACUAAUCACAGUGGUUGUAGCUUGGUGUAAAACAUGACUUUAUGUUCCAUUGCUGUCAUUAACAUAGGAGAGAGAGAGCGUUCUCUUUAUGGGACACUUAGACGUGUCCCGAAGUGCCCUUGCAACCUAUAUUUACUAUCACAUUUCGAGGGCUCUUGCCUUCUGUCUUUUCAAGUGCAUUGAAGUAAAUUUUCUGAUAAUCAGGGAAAUGUAUCAGUUUCCAGUGUGUUAGUAAAGACAACCUCUGCAUGUCAGGGAGUAGUUGAAAUAACUGUGGAGAAAAGGAGAAGAUUUGUAGCUUGUGUCACACGUUAAGAACUACCUUUUUAACUUCCUGAUGCUGAAUGUCCCUUUUUUGACUCUGAAUCUUGACCUCUUGACCUAUGCAAAGCAAACAGUUCACCAGGAGACAAAAAAACUGCAGGAAUAACCGAAAAUGCCGUCAACUCUUCAAAGGGCAUGACAAACAAUAUGAAGGCAACUCACAGACAGAGAAAGAAACGGAUGUUUUCAGACAAUGAGCAGCACCAAAUCAGUUAGUCUCAAACACAUACGCAUGGCUGCAUGCAAACACACACACACACACACACACACACACACACACACACACACACACACACACACACACACACACACACACACACACACACACACACACACACACACACACACACACACACACACACACACACACACACACACACAUGCAUACACAGUUGCGUACAUAGUGGUAAAGGACAAUGGGCCCAGUCGUGCUCUCUGGCUCUGUGCAAUGAGAUCUAGUCAGAGAGAAAGAGAGAGGGAGGGAAAGGGAGAGAGAGAGGGAGCAGCUGGGGAGGGGGCUGGCGCAGUUCGCCCAGCGCCACACAGACGGAUCACUCUGGAAAUAACGCAUCACUUGUCCUCAUUUGUUGAGCUGUCACAUUUUAAUCCCGGGGCCCAUUUGGGAACUGUCUCUCCUCUGUCCUGCCUGCCUGCCUGGCCCUGUCAGCACUUCCACCUCUGUCCUCUAUCCUCUGUCCUCUGUCCUAGAGCCGACCGGCUGGGCUGGUGUCAGGUACACACACACUUCCCUCCUACGCUAACCCUCACCAAUCCCCUGGCCCUGUACCCACUCCUCACAGCCUAACCAACCCCCUGGCCCUGUACCCACUCCUCACAGCCUAACCAACCCCCUGGCCCUGUACCCACUCCUCACAGCCUAACCAACCCCCUGGCCCUGUACCCACUCCUCAUAGCCUCACCAAUCCCCUGGCCCUGUACCCACUCCUCACAGCCUAACCAACCCCCUGGCCCUGUACCCACUCCUCAUAGCCUCACCAAUCCCCUGGCCCUAUACCCACUCCUCACAGCCUCACCAACCCCCUGGCCCUGGCCCUGUACCCUGGGGUGGUGAUGGGGGAUGUAGAGA
Messenger RNA from Salvelinus fontinalis (brook trout), 2765 nucleotides. RefSeq names its product RNA-binding protein 24. Gene Ontology annotation, cellular component: cytosol. Lineage: Eukaryota; Metazoa; Chordata; Actinopteri; Salmoniformes; Salmonidae. Gene Ontology annotation, molecular function: mRNA 3'-UTR binding. The coding region runs from base 309 to 1010 and encodes 233 amino acids. The transcript is spliced from 4 exons. The record is from RefSeq and is a predicted model, not a curated record.